UAUUUGGAGGCAGCAAUAGUUAUGCUUUGACAUGACGUGCAACAGUAUGCAUCCGCCGGUCAUAUUUUCAGGCACUUGCCAGGCGCUUCUUUGCCAGCAGCUGGAGGAGUUUAUUGCGCGCCAAAACGACAUGCCGCACGGGGCUGGAUUCUGGGAGCUUCUGUGCUGCGUCUUUCUACAGAUUAACUCGGAAAAGUCUCUGCACGGUCGUGUGAGCGUUGCAGCAACCCCAACGAAACUUGCUCACGUGCGCCACCAUCGAUUUGGAAAGAAAACCGCGCCAUUUGCCCCUUUUGUUAAGGCAAUUAAUGGAUUCCUUUGUUCAUUGACAGGUUUAUCGGAUGACGCGCUGAUGGCCAUUGUCAUGAAUCGCUGCUAAUGGGAGUCCUGCUGGAAUAAAAGCCCUUGCGCUUUAGCUUGCCAUGUCAUUUGUUCGGCAUGGACAGGCGGCAAUUGAGGCACUGGCUGAGGCGGAUGUCAGCCUGGACGUGGAGGAGACUGCUGGCCUGGCUACCAGCAGUGCUGCUUGGCUUCAGGAGCUACUGCAAUCGACUGCGAGAGAUGGCUGAAAUAGCCGGAGCCGAAACGGGCGUGCUGGCCAUCAGUUUAAUUGUUAACCGGCAGCUGCACAUCUCGGAGCGUGCCGUCUGGCUGUUGGUGGUGCUGGGCAGCAUCUACGCGGCGAUCAGGCUCAGUGGGUUGCAGUACGAGCGGUACCUCAGCUCACCCACAGUCAUAUCGGUGGAUAGGGAUUAUCGCGGCUGGAAUGGAUCGUUGCCGGCGGUGACGCUGUGCUACUACGACCACAUCGACUCCUUCAAGGCGAACGAGUACAUACAGGAUGUGUGGAAUGUGUCCAUCAUUGACGAGGAUUACUUUUACUUUAUGGACUUCCUCUACGCUGUGGUCAAUGCCACGGCCAGCAACUACGCGGAGCUGGCCAAGUUCGCCGAGGACGAGCGCUUCGAUCAGGUGGAUCUGUACGAGCUGAUGCAGCGCGUGGAUCGACCCUUUGAGCAGGUCAUCAGCAGCUUCGAUGCCAACUUCAAGGUCCAUGUCCAAAUGGUGAUGACAGAGCGCGGCUCCUGCUAUGCCAUCAACUCGCCCAUGUCCUCGGUGCUGAGUGGAAAACCCAUUGUCUAUGAGGAGAUGGAGCAGCCGCUCUCGUGUCAGUAUGGCAAGCAGCAGUGCUACAUACGCAUGGAUCUGUACGAGAGCACGGGCGUGUUGGACGUGCACUCGCCGUAUGAGGUAUCCGCCACAGAGGCGAACAUUGUGGCGUUGCACAAAUCCGAUGAGAUAACGGCCUCGUUCAAGGUGCUCGAGACGGUGGCGUCGAAAAAUCUCCACCAACUGAGCGUGGCACAGCGCAAAUGCGUGUUCAACAAUGAGGAAACAUCCAAUCUAAAGAUCUAUAGCAAAUCUCUUUGCCUGGCUCGCUGUCGCGCUGUCAUGGCACUGGAAAUGUGCAAUUGUGUGCCCUUUUUCUACCAGUUUGUGGAGGGACCUAGCUGCAAUCCGGCGGGAUUCGAGUGUCUGCUGGACUUCAAGUGGCCCAUUUGGGCGCUGCACAUCUGCAAGUGCCCCUCGACCUGCACAGAGAUCGAGUACACCAUGCAAACGGUAAAGAAGAGCUCGUGGGGCGUCAAAAACAACGACGAGGUGGCCAGCAGUGAGACGGCCACGUCCAGUUUCCGCUGGGAUUUGAUACCGCCCAAGGUGCGACUGCGUCGUGAUGUUGUCUACAGCUUUGAGGAUCUCAUUGUGUCCUUUGGCGGCGCCUUGGCCUUCUUCGUGGGCGUCAGUGUGCUGGGUCUGGUGGAGAUGGGACAUGUGAUUCUACACAAUGUGCUGCUAGAUACUACCAUGCUGGUGCGCUGGAUCUACGCUCGGGCUAGACGGAACAGAGCCAGCCACAGAGCGGUGGCGCAGCAGCAGCAGCAGCGUCUCUCGUUGGCCGACACAGCGGAACUGCCGCCGUUUGACUAUGUGAAUUGAUAAGCGACCAAAGACAAACGACAAUUAGUUUGCCACCCAAAUGCGGUCAAGAGUUUAAUGUUACAAAGCGGAGGGCUCUGGCUGUGCUGCUUUUGGGGCCAUAUGCUCUGGGGGUUGGUAGGUAGAAAACGUUGUAGCCGGCAUAGACAUAGCCCAGUUGCCGCUCAGUCUUCAACGCGAACAGUUGUGUAUGUGGGUCUACAGUCAGAGCAGCUCCACCUCCCUCUUGUUGCCGUGAUUUACAGACACAGAUUUAAGGUUUCUCCCCCGCGAAUGUAAGAGAAUGAAGGUGUGAUCGCAGAGAUAUGCAAAUACAUUGUGGUCGUGCCACAUAAGAUAAGAUAAGUGCCUGCCCCAUCCCCGUGCGUGCGAUAAGCCCCGCCAGCAGACAAACCAAAUAUAAAGAUACAAACGAAACGAGAUCCCCC
Molecule: messenger RNA, 2426 nt
Organism: Drosophila subobscura
Lineage: Eukaryota; Metazoa; Arthropoda; Insecta; Diptera; Drosophilidae
Gene: ppk3
Product: sodium channel protein Nach
Exons: 6
Coding region: 439-1998 (519 amino acids)
Biological process (GO): sodium ion transmembrane transport
Cellular component (GO): membrane
Molecular function (GO): ligand-gated sodium channel activity
Source: RefSeq, a predicted model, not a curated record